This is a messenger RNA of Myiozetetes cayanensis, 1851 nucleotides long. RefSeq names its product cleavage and polyadenylation specificity factor subunit 1-like. Gene Ontology annotation, molecular function: protein binding. Gene Ontology annotation, cellular component: nucleus; mRNA cleavage and polyadenylation specificity factor complex. The record is from RefSeq and is a predicted model, not a curated record. Lineage: Eukaryota; Metazoa; Chordata; Aves; Passeriformes; Tyrannidae.
GGGGUUUUUAUCAUUUUUGGGGGUGUUUAUCAUUUGCCCCUGCCCAGCUGUCGGUGGUGGAGUACGACCCCGGCACCCACGACCUGAAGACCCUGUCCCUGCACUACUUCGAGGAGCCGGAGCUCAGGGAUGGGUUUGUGCAGAACGUGCACACGCCGCGGGUGCGGGUGGACCCCGACGGGCGCUGUGCGGUGAUGCUGAUCUACGGCACCCGCCUGGUGGUGCUGCCCUUCCGCAGGGACUCGCUGGCCGACGAGCACGACGGGCUGGUGGGAGAGGGGCAGAAGAGCAGCUUCCUGCCCAGCUACAUCAUCGACGUGCGGGAGCUGGACGAGAAGCUGCUCAACAUCAUCGACAUGCAGUUCCUGCACGGCUACUACGAGCCCACCCUGCUCAUCCUCUUCGAGCCCAACCAGACCUGGCCCGGGCGGGUGGCAGUGCGACAGGACACGUGCAGCAUCGUGGCCAUCUCCCUGAACAUCCUGCAGCGCGUCCACCCCGUCAUCUGGUCCCUGAGCUCCCUCCCCUUCGACUGCACACAGGCCCUGCCCGUCCCCAAACCCAUUGGGGGGGUGGUGAUCUUCGCUGUGAACUCCCUGCUGUACCUGAACCAGAGUGUCCCUCCCUACGGGGUGGCCCUGAACAGCCUCACCUGCGGCACCACCGUCUUCCCUCUCCGGGUGCAGGAGGGGGUGAGGAUGACUCUGGACUGCGCCCAGGCCACCUUCAUCUCCUACGACAAGAUGGUCAUCUCGCUCAAAGGGGGGGAGAUCUACGUGCUCACGCUGAUCACGGACGGGAUGCGCUCCGUCCGCUCCUUCCACUUCGACAAGGCCGCCGCCUCCGUCCUCACAACCUGUAUGGUGCCGCUGGAGCCGGGGUACCUGUUCCUGGGGUCCCGCCUGGGCAACUCCCUGCUGCUCAAGUACACCGAGAAGCUGCAGGAGCCCCCGGCUGGGGCGGGCAAGGAGGGGCCUGAGCGCCAGGAGGAGCCCCCAGUGAAGAAGAAGCGCUCGGACUCCUCGGGGCCAUGGGCAGGGGGGAAGCCGUCGGCGCAGGACGAGGUGGACGAGAUCGAGGUGUACGGGAGCGAGGCCGCCUCGGGCACCCAGCUGGCCACCUACUCCUUUGAGGUGUGUGACAGCAUCCUCAACAUCGGGCCCUGUGCCAACGCAGCCAUGGGGGAACCGGCCUUCCUGUCAGAGGAGUUCCAGAACAGCCCCGAGCCCGACCUGGAGAUCGUCCUGUGCUCGGGCUACGGCAAGAACGGGGCCCUCACCGUGCUGCAGCGCAGUAUCCGGCCCCAGGUGGUGACGACGUUCGAGCUGCCGGGCUGUUACGACAUGUGGACGGUCACCGCGCCCCCCCCGCGGGACCAGCCGGAGGCGGCUCCGGGGACGAGCGCGGAGACGGAGACGGCGCCGGCUCCGGAGAGCUCUGAGGAGGAUGGACAGAGACACGGGUUCCUCAUCCUCAGCAGGGAGGACUCCACCAUGAUCCUGCAGACGGGGCAGGAGAUCCUGGAGCUGGACACGAGUGGCUUUGCCACGCAGGGACCCACCGUGUUCGCCGGCAACCUGGGCGAGGGGAAGUACAUCGUGCAGGUGUCCCCCCUGGGGCUCAGGCUGCUCGAGGGAGUGACGCAGCUGCACUUCGUGCCCGUGGAUUUGGGGUCCCCCAUCGUUCACUGCGCUGUGGCCGAUCCUUGGGUCCUGCUCAGCGCCGAGGGCCACCUGGCCACCUUCACCCUCAAGGGGGACACCUACGGCGGCCGCGCCCCCCGCCUGGCCCUACUCCGGCCCCCCGUGUCACACGUGAGUGUCACCUGUGUCCCCAACACCCGUGUCACAC